AUGGCCGGGCAGUCCAAGGUAGAGACUCUACCACCAUGGGGUAAUGCUGUCGCAGGCGCCGCUGGUGCCGUCAUCGCGAACACUCUGGUCUAUCCCCUCGACUUGAUCAAGACGCGGUUACAGGUCCAAAUUAAGCGCUCUCCUACCUCCAACGACGCCAAUCCCGCCGAUGACGAACACUACGAUGGUGCGCUCGACGCGUUGCAGAAGGUCUUCGCACAGGAGGGUCUCGCCGGACUAUAUGCCGGCAUAGGGGGUUCUCUGCUCGGCGUAGCAUCAACCAACUUCGCCUACUUCUACUGGUACACCGUUGUACGAAGUCUCUAUGUGGCGAACCGUACGCUUCAAACAUCGCCGAGUACCCCAGUCGAACUCUCCCUUGGAGCGCUUGCGGGAGCACUCGCCCAGCUCUUCACCAUCCCGGUCGCGGUCGUAACAACGAGGCAACAGACCAUGAGCAAGGCGGAGCGUAAGGGCAUGAUCGCUACAGCUAUGGACGUGGUUAACGGCGAUGAUGGCUGGACCGGUCUCUGGAGAGGUCUCAGGGCUAGCUUGGUGCUUGUGAUCAACCCUUCAAUCACAUACGGAGCCUACCAGCGACUACGGGAGGUCCUCUACCCAGGAAAGAAGACACUGAAGCCCUUGGAGGCGUUCCUCAUCGGGGCCCUGUCCAAGACCCUCGCCACAAUCGCAACACAACCUCUCAUCGUCGCGAAAGUUGGCCUUCAGUCGAAACCCCCACCAGCCAGGAAUGGCAAGCCUUUCAAAUCUUUCACCGAAGUCAUGCAAUACAUCAUACAACACGAAGGCCCCGCGGCGCUAUUCAAGGGCAUCGGGCCCCAGAUCCUCAAGGGCCUGCUCGUCCAAGGUUUCCUUAUGAUGACCAAAGAGCGUAUCGAGCUAUCCUUCAUCCUCCUCUUCCGAUACUUCCGCCAAGUGCGCGCCGAAAAACUGCAAAAGCUUGCAAACAUUGCGGCAGAAAAGGCAGGAAAGGCGGCGCCGAUUCUCGUCAAGUAG
Messenger RNA from Alternaria atra, 1017 nucleotides. RefSeq lists its product as uncharacterized. The record is from RefSeq and is a predicted model, not a curated record. The transcript is spliced from 3 exons. Gene Ontology annotation, biological process: transmembrane transport. Bases 1 to 1017 code for a protein of 338 amino acids. Lineage: Eukaryota; Fungi; Ascomycota; Dothideomycetes; Pleosporales; Pleosporaceae.